Leishmania braziliensis MHOM/BR/75/M2904 is the source of this 2010-nucleotide messenger RNA. RefSeq lists its product as hypothetical. The transcript has a single exon. The record is from RefSeq and is a predicted model, not a curated record. The coding region runs from base 1 to 2010 and encodes 669 amino acids. Lineage: Eukaryota; Euglenozoa; Kinetoplastea; Trypanosomatida; Trypanosomatidae.
AUGAGCUCAGUAAUUUCUCCAGCCCGUAAUAAGCAUGCUACCUGCGCAAGUGCAGGUACUGUGCUGAUCUCCCUGUUUUGCUCACCGAUCUCGGCGCACGCGUUCGUGACGGCUCUCGACGUAGGUGCCUAUGCGUUUUGGUUCGUGCACGUGUGUACUCUCGUAUUAGGACCCUCCUCCCUUUCUGUUUGCUUUUUGACGUUCCUCCGAGGUCACGAGCUACACCUCCGUCAGCAUGCGUCCCCCCUACUCACAUUUAGAGAGUACACGAGUAUGGAUGUGGCUGGCUCGCUGGAGCAGGCGUGGGAUCCAUCCACGCCUGGUGCCGGCGCGCUCCGUGCCACUGCUAUCGCCCAGCUCUACUUCCGGAUGACCGCUCAUCACCCCCUGACGAUCUUGGUGGUGGACACGAUGUGCCUCGUCUUUGGGGCGGACGGCGUAACGGUGCAGGAGCUGGUGAACUACUUGGGGAUCACCGAGGAUCGGGUGCGGUUUGGUCUGGAGGGCAUUCCGGCGGGAAUGCGGUGCACUGCGCGGCAGCUGGAGUCGGAAGGGUCGUUUGUUGGAGCUGCGCCCGACGCAUUGGAGGAUGAGGAUGCGGUGCAACGCGACCGACGCACUGGCGACGGAGAGGGGGGCUCCAAGGAGACUCGAUACUACCUGAACUACAAGCAAAUGUUGCCCCUUGUGUACGCCCAUGUGACGCGUCUGCUGCUGUCUGCGUGCGUGACCGAUGUGCCGCCAUGUCGGUACGUGGAGUCUGUGAAGCAGGCGCAGCUGGCGGCGUACCAGAAAUUUGAUACAAGCAAUGCUUACGCCUUCUUUGCCUCCGGCCCCCCACCCCACGCAGAGGAAGCACAGGCGACCAGCGGCGGCGUCGGGCCGUCCGGCAGGGGCAUCGACGAUUACGUCGAUAUCUCAGAGGCAAUGCGGCGCCGAAACGCGAUUCGUGGUGUCCCCUGUCUCGGCUGUUCUUGCUACUUCCUUGUCGAGGAGUUUUGUGAAACCCUCACCCGCUGUCCGCGGUGCGGCAAGGACAUCCUGAGCCUCUGCCUUCACUUCAUCCAGACAAAGUUACAGGAACGUGUGAAGGAGAAGGAGACUCUGGUCACGCUGCUGCCACCGGUGAGGCAGAUGUGGAAGCGCUUCGUUGCACGUGAACAGUCACAGACGCCGAGUGCCGCACCGGUGUCUUCGUUAUUGACUGCCGAGACGCACAAGACAGCAGUGCACAACACCGCUGCGAGCACAGGUGCUUCCGCUGCUGCAGCUGUGCCACUUCUGAGGCUCCUGCUCGAUUGCACGCUGGCCCGCGACCCGUUUUUGUUUCAGCAAGCUGCUGCAUUCUUGUUGCUCUAUAGCGCGCGCUUUGCCUCUGUGAGCGACGCGGCGAGUGUAGUGGAUGUGCAGGAAAUACUCACCGAGCGCGAGUAUCAAGAUCGGCUUCGGAGCUGCGCGUCGCUAGCCGACCAGUUUCGCUCCCGCCACCGUCACGCCGCGUCGGUGCACGUGCGUCUCAUUUCUCAGCGAGAGAUUGACGCAGCGAGGCAGCAGGAAAGCCACCAGAAGCUGCUGAAGCGGGCAAUGCUGCCACCGUGGCUGCGACACACAGCCGCGCUCGAUGAACUCGGUGGCAGCCACAUUUACGCCAGCCCUAGCAGCGGUACCGCCUCGACGCAGGGGGCGGAGAUGGACGUGGCAAAGGAGCCUUGGGAAAUAGAGGGCUCACGAUUCGGAGAAAUUAGCAAAGGAUGCGUCUCCACCGGUGGAGCGGUCUGGACGGCAGCGAAUAGCCUAGCCGGCUGCUCGGUAGCUGCGACGUCUGCGCAGAAGCGUCAACGGGCCGCAACAGACACUGACGCGAAGGCAGCACUGACCCGAACCGCCUCCUUCAUCACGGCGCACUACUACAAUGACGAAUUUGAUGCGGUGGUCCUCCCUCAGUUGCGGCGUGUACGACGAACAAAGAAAGAGCCAUCCAUCGGAAACGAAAAACCGAGUCUUAUAUAA